Messenger RNA from Vombatus ursinus (common wombat), 6292 nucleotides. Its product is annotated as putative ATP-dependent RNA helicase TDRD12. Gene Ontology annotation, molecular function: nucleic acid binding; ATP binding. Bases 126 to 3989 code for a protein of 1287 amino acids. The transcript has 32 exons. NCBI's taxonomy places the organism in Eukaryota, Metazoa, Chordata, Mammalia, Diprotodontia, Vombatidae. The record is from RefSeq and is a predicted model, not a curated record. Gene Ontology annotation, biological process: transposable element silencing; germ-line stem cell division.
UUGUUUGGACCGGAGUUCAGAAGGAUGUGAAAGAUGGCUGCCAAUUACAUUGCUUACCCUAGAUGGUGCCAUGCAGCUCUUACCAGAGUGAGCUGUGCAGAUGAAGAAUAGUUCAGUAGCUGAAAAUGAUUGAAGUUUUCAUACUUAAGAUUGAAGAUCCUGGAUGCUUCUGGGUUAUUAUAAAAGGAUGUGGUGCCUUUUUAGAUCAUGAAAUGGAAUACCAAAAGUUAAAUAUUGAAAUGAAUGCCUUCUAUAAUAGUGAAUAUAAAGAUGUAGAAAAAGUAAAGCCGUUACUCUUGGAAGAAGGACAGGCUUGUGUGGUUUAUUGUCAGGAACUGAAGUGCUGGUGUAGGGCAGUUAUUAAGUCAAUCAUGUCCUCUGCAGACCAUUAUUUGGCAGAAUGCUUCCUGGUGGAUUUUGCCAAAUAUAUUCCUGUAAAAUCAAAGAACAUCCGAGUUGCAGUAGAAGCUUUCAUGCGACUUCCUUAUAGGGCAAAAAAGUUUAGACUAUACUGCACAAAACCAGUCACGUUACAUAUUGACUUCAGUGAAGAUAAUGCAGAAAUCGUACCUGCUAAGAAAUGGGAUGGUGCUGCUAUUCAGUACUUUCAGAAUAUUCUAAAAGCAACUACACAUAUUGAAGCGAAAUUAUGUGGUAUGGAAGAAGAUAUUUUUGAUGUUUACCUUUAUGUAACUAUAAAAAAUGAAAAGGUAUGUGUUAAUGAUGAUCUGGUUGCAAAGAACUUUGCUUGUUAUGUAACACCCAAGGAAAAAAAAAUUGAUUGUCCAGAGAAAGCUACACCAAAGAGUGUGGAAUCCCCUCCAGAUAAAAUCAAUCCUGCACUUGCUCUUUGGCCAAUGUUGUUGCAAGAAAAGAUUCCUGAAAAACUUGAAAAAGGUGUGAUUUUACAACGUAAUGGACUUUCAUUAGAUUUAUCCUCUAAAAUGAGUGAGAAGAUAGAGAAGAUACAUAAAGAAAAGGAGUGUAUGUCUUUAAAAGAAAUAAAUAAAAUUACUGUCGCAACUUCAGCAUAUUGUCCUAAAAAAGGAGGCAUAACUAUUUAUGCUGAGCCAGAUGUACAGGCAGAAAGUUCAUGUCAGAAGUUAAAUGAAAAACAAUUCAAAUUGACAUCAAAGAAGAAAUAUGAUGAAAAAAAUGGCUGUGUGAAGUUGCUGCAGUUUUUAAAUCCUGAUCCUUUGAAAACUGAUGGAAUCCAUGACAUACAGCAGUUGCAGAAAUCAAAGUCUAGCAUUCCGCAACCUUCUGUUGUUCUUCGAAAUAAAAUUGAACCCUGUUCAUUUGAAACUGCACCGCUUUCAGUGGGUUUAAAAAAGACACUUAGAAAGAAUAAAUUUCUAGAACCCAGUCACACUGAAUCUUAUUGCUGGCCACCAAUAGCUCGUGGAUGUGAUGUGGUUGUCAUAUCUCAUCAUGGAAAUGAUCCUCUCUUAUAUAUUCCACCAGUGCUUACAUUUUUGCAAACAGGGGGCUGCUACAAAUCAUUACCAAGUAGAAAUGGACCAUUAGCAGUAAUUGUAUGCCCUGGAUGGAAAAAAGCGCAGCACAUUUUUGAAUUAUUAGAAGAGUAUGGUAGAGGUUCUAGGCCUCUUCAUCCCAUGUUGUUAAUAAUUGGACUUAACAAAGAAGAAGCUCAAAAUAUGAAGUUUCAGAGGGGAUGCGAGGUGAUUAUAACAACACCCCAUAGUCUCUUGAGACUUCUGAAGUAUCAUAGCUUGUUAUUUCUUAGACUCUGUCACCUUAUUUUUGAUGAAGUUGAAGUAUUGUUCUUCGAAGCUGGUGAGCAAAUGCUUACUAUCUUAGACUAUUUCAAGAAAACUAUUAUAAUUGAAGAAAGAGAAUCUGCACCUCAUCAGAUUGUAGCUAUUGGAGCUCAUUGGAGCAAACAUAUAGAACUUUUAAUCAAGGAAUUUAUGAAUGAUCCUUACAUCGUUAUAACAGCCAUGGAAGAAGCUGCUCUUUAUGGAAAUGUACAGCAGGUGGUGCAACUUUGUCUAGACUGUGAAAAAACCUCAACGUUACUUCGAAUGCUUGAUUUCAGUCCAAGUCAUGCUCAGAAGACCUUGAUAUUCACGAGUUCUGUGACUGAAGCAGAAAUAGUUUGUAAGGUCGUGGAAAGUAGUUCAAUAUUCUGUUUGAAAAUGCACACAGAAAUUGCUGCUAAUUUUAAAAAUGUAUUAGAGCAGUGGAAAAAAAAGUUAAGUCUUGGCUCUCAUAUUGUAUUGGUUUUAACUGAUGAUUGCAUACCUCCUCUGGCUAUAACUGAUGCAACUUGUGUGAUUCAUUUUAGUUUUCCUGGUUCUCCAAAAAUUUUUGGAGCGCGUUUAUAUUGUAUGUCUGAUAAUUUCCAAAGUUUAAUUGAACAGGGUGCUUCUUCAGAGCAAGGAAAUAAAAAGGCAAAAUCUAUUUUGCUACUGACAGAAAGAAGUGCAUGCUGUGCAGUUGGCGUAUUGCGUUAUUUGGAACGAACAGAUGCUAAAAUUCCUCCAGAGUUGUGUGACUUCACUGCAGGUGUUUUGGAAGCUAAGGAAGAUAAAAAACUCAGAAGGCCUCUUUGUCAUUAUCUUAAGGUUUCUGGUUUUUGCAAAGAUAAAAGGAUAUGUCCAGAUCGACAUCAUAUUAACCCAGAAAUAGACAUGCCAAGGAAAUUAUCUGACCGAACUCUGCCAACAACUGGAUAUGUUAAGAUAAUACCUUUCUAUAUUGUGAAUGCAACAAACUAUUUUGGGCGCAUACUUGAUAAACACAAAGAUCUGUAUGCAGCUCUUAAUAUGGAAAUGAAGGAGUAUUUUAAGGAAUCCAGUAAUAAAAUGUCUGUUGAAAAAGUUGAGAAGUUUGCCUUGUAUGGACUAUAUGAAAAAGCAGUUUUUCACAGGGUUCAAGUUUUGGAAAUGAGCCAAAAAGAGGAAAAUUGUGUCUUUUUUAAUGUUCACAUAAAAUUUAUAGAUGAAGGCAGGACAAGCAAUACUAAAAAUCAUCAGCUGCUUCAUCUACCCCAGAGAUUCCAAAAUUUACCUCCUCAAGCUAUAGAAUUUAUUGUUUGUAGAGUGAAACCUAUUGACAAUGAAGUUGAAUGGAACCCAAAGGUUACUAGAUAUGUUCACCAUAAAAUUAUAGGAAAACUACAUGAGGCAAAAGUAGUACUGUCUUUGGGAAAUACAGUUUGGGUUGAUCCAAUGGUCCAUCUCACCAAGCUUUCAAAUUUGAAAACUUCUGUAAUUGAAUAUAAUGUUCGAGCUGAAAUUUUAUCAAUGGGAAUGGGUACUGAUAAUCCAGAACAUAUAGAUCAACUUAAAAAACUAUGCCAAGAAAGUAAAAUGGGAGCCCUUCAAGAGAGCACAUUCCAAACCAUAAUACCUCCUUUAACACCCAACAAAAGUAGAGAGGAUACAGGUGACCUGCAAAGCUCAGUAUCAGAUGAUGACAAAAUUUCAGAAAACAAUAUUUCCAGACAAGUGAAUACAGAAUAUCAAAAGUCCGAAGUGAUAUCAGAAAAUAGUGGAGAUAAUUACAUUAAAGAAACAAUACAGCAGCAGCAUAAAAGUUUCCACCCAGCAAUGAAAUGGUUUCAAAAAGAAGAUGUUGUAAUUGUGAAGAUAAGGCUAAGAAAUGUAAAAGAUCAGAAAUGUAAAUUUUUUAGAGAAAGGGUGGUUUUCAGUGCUUGGGUAGGAGAUAAAUUUUACUUGGCUGAUAUGGACCUACAUGCAAGUAUAUUAAAAGAGGAAUCCAAAUGUCUAAUUAAGAAUGAAGAACCUAUAGUCACUCUUGUAAAAGAGAAAAAAGAAUCUUGGCAUAAUUUGCUCAAGAAAAGGAAUCCUAAUGUGUCUUUCGAUUUUGAUCAUUGGGAGGAAUGUGAAGAUAUAAGCCCCUUUUCUAAUGUUGUGUGCUCUAGAAAGGUACUCAACACUGGUGUGCAGAUAAGCGAAGAUAUAGAUGAUUCUUCUGAGGACAGUGAAACUGAGAGUGAAUAGCAUGCAAAUUAAAUGCUGGUUGGAAGACUUUUACAGAGCAGUGUCUGUCACUGCACCUGCAAGUUGAGAAGAUAUGCAUGGACACAUCUGAGGAAAAAAAACCAUAUUAUCUAUAAAAGUAGUCAUUUCAUUUAUUAAUGAUAAGAAUUACUUAGUUGUUAGUUUAUAAAGAGACCAAAUCAAGGGAAUAGCAAGGGAAUAAUGGGGGGGGACAUUGGCUACUUAAGGAAUGGUGAUAGAUAUUGGUUACCUGGUUGAAAAAAUAUAUGCCCAGCUAAUAAUGUACCUUCUGUUUUACUCCUUCUCCUCUUCAAUAUCAUUUAACUCUGGCAAAGUUUAAAUUUGAUUGGCAGAUAGCAAAUUUUGAUCCCCCAGGUAGUAAAAUAAAGACUUUCAGCCUAUUAAUUUUACUUUAGAUCUGUGUUAUAAAACAAAAAUUUGUAUGAUUCAUUGGCCUACUUAAAUUAUUGAAAUUUAUAAUUCUGUUCUAAUGAGUAGGCUUUCACCUCAUAAAAUUAUACUUUAAACUGGUUUAUUGAUCCCAUUAUUUCCUUAUUAAUUAGGCCUUAGGUAUAUAAUCGUCAUCUUCUUAUUGUUGUAGGGUGUAGAUGUUUGAAUCAGUUUGCAUUAAUAUGUAUGUACGAAACAGUUUAAUAGUCUUAAAAUAACUGGCUUAUUUUUCCGGUGGUACACUUUAUGAACACUAAAUUCACUCUUUGUGAAGAAGAGGUGUAAUUAAUGACUUUGACAUCAUUAAUUUUAAAUUAAUCUCAAGUACACUGGUGAAAAUUGGAUUGACCUAAAGUUAUAUCUUUAUGAUCUACAGACCGUUUUUAAAAGAAAUACCUAAAGAAAGUCCUAAAGUGAAGAUUUUUCUGAAUGCAAAAGUUACAGGUUCCAAAUAAUCCUUUGUGCUAUGCAGGUCUGUGAUCAGGUCUGUGUGGGGCUCCAUGAGUGUAUGUAUCACAGAGUAACCCCAAAUGGGGAAGCAAAGAAAGGUUGCAUUUUAAGUGAGAUUGCAAAGGCUGACAGAUUUGGACACUCAGGAAGUUUAGAUUUCACAAGAUCUAGGAAUGUCAGAAUAUUCUUAACCAAUUGGCAAUACUGAAGUCAUCAAGAUCACAUAUUUGGUUGAAAGCACAUGUAGAACUCAUACUUAGUAUGUAUGUACAUCGUAGACUUCCUUUUCAAGUUUUAUAAUUUCCACUCCAAAUUUUCUUCCCUAAAGUUUUUUGUGUUAAUUAAUACAACACACAUUUCUGUUUGAACAUAUAGGGAAAAAAUAGAUCUUUAAAACUGAAGACAGAUUUGAAAUUUAUAAGGUAGAUGUGACUUAAAGAAUGGUGCAUUUCACUAGUAGUGUUAGAUGGUAUUUAGGCAUUCUCCUUUUUGUUUAGCAAAAAGAAAGAAACAAGGUCCUUUCCUCAUGAAAUUUGGUAAUAGAAAUAUAUAUAUAUAUAUAUGUAUGUUUGAUAAAAAUCAAAACUAUAUAUAUAGAAAAAUAUAUGUGUGUUUGAUAAAAAUCAAAACUCUUCCUUCAACUGUUCUGUGAGAUGGAGUGAAAUUAAACUGUGUCUCAGUUUUCUCAUCUGUAAAAUGGGCUACUUAUAGAGAAAGAAUCUCAGGACGACAAUCACAGCACCAUUUUAAAGGAGUAUUUCUAAGAACAAAGUUAAGAUAUUUUUCCCAUGAUGAGAUCAAGUUAACCCUUUUUGCCAGAGCGGGUAGGGAUUUUCUGACUUCAUAUAGGUAGGUACAGCUCUGUGUGUGUGUUUAUAGUAGCCCUUCCCUUUUGCCACUUGUUAACUUUAAAGUUUAGUGAAUCGACUUUUGCCCCUACCAGUGAUGUUGUAUAUUGAGUGAUGGAGAUGAGGGUCAGGGAGGUAGGUACAUAUAAUUCAAAGUGAACUUAGAUUUUCUUUUUUGAUGGUUGAAUUUAAACUAAGUAAAAGGUAUCAAUAUCAUCAUGUACUUCCUCCAGUGUCUCUUAGUACUUUUUUGACUUUAAAUUAAUUUAUACUUAUACAACUUGUAUUCCCACAGAAUUAUAAUAACCAGCCCAUUACAAUAUAAGCCUUGUUCAGUGAAUUAUCUUAUUGUGUGCAUAGAGAUAACCCAAUAGUCUGUAGGAUUUCGUUGCUUUCUGUCAGUAGUAUCUCUUUUUGUUUGCCUCUUUUUGUUUUGUUCUUUUAUGAAACCUUUUUUGUAGCCAAUGAUAGAACUACCUAAAGAUGUUUAAUCCUAAAAAAAUAAAAAGCAAAUAGCUAGUAGUUGUGGUGGCCUUUUAAAAAAAUAAAUGUUAA